Messenger RNA from Racocetra persica, 931 nucleotides. The record is from the annotation of a GenBank genome assembly. Lineage: Eukaryota; Fungi; Glomeromycota; Glomeromycetes; Diversisporales; Gigasporaceae.
AAGAUUCUCCCGAAUACUAUGUAGUUGGAACUUCAUUUACCAUUCAAGGGGAAACUAAUGCUAGUAAAGGUCGAAUAUUAGUUUUCCAAGUAGAAAGAAACGAAUUUGCUUGCAAAUUACGGUUGAUUCUCCAGAAAGAAAUGAGAGGUGCAAUAUAUUCAUGCGGGCCGUUUGAUGGAAAGUUAUUAGCCUCCAUUAAUGGAACGGUUACAGUUUUCGAAUGGAAAGCCUCUGAAGAUGGAAGUGCAGAAUUAAUACCUCUUUGUAGUAAUAAAGAUUUUUCAUUGGCACUUCGUGUUGUCUCCCGAGGACAUUUCGUUUUAGUUGGCGAUCUUUUUAGAUCUAUUAGUCUGUUAGCAUACAAAGAAUCAGAUAAAGACAACAAAUCUCUCGAAGUGAUCGCUAAAGAUAAUAACCCUCAUUGGAUUUCUUCUGUCGAAGCUUUUGAUGAUGAUGAAUUUAUUGCCGGUGAUACAAAUUAUGAUCUAAUCACAUUUCGAAAAAAUGAUGAUACAGCAGAUGAAGAUGAAAGGAGGAAGUUGGAAACAAAUGGAUUCUUUCACCUGGGCGAUUCAGUUAAUCAAAUACGUCAUGGUUCUUUGGCGAUGAAUGUUUCAGAAACAGAGCCAGUAGGAAUUUCUUCAGAAUUGUUAUACUGUACAUCAUCUGGAGCUAUUGGCGUUAUCGCAUCAAUACCCGAACAAAAAUUUAAAUUUUUGAAAAAAUUAGAAGAAAGCAUAGAUAAAGUUAUCGGCAGUAUUGGUGAUUUAAGUCACAAAGAUAUAAAAAAAGUGAAUAAGCUUUACGAGGCUCGAGGAUUUAUCGAUGGCGAUCUUAUUGAAUCUUUCCUUGACAGGUCCCGAAGUGAAAUGGUACAAAUUGCUGAAGAAUGUGAGAUGAAAGUAGAUGAGCUAUUAAAAAUAGUUGAAGA